AUGAUGAAGGGAAACAUGGUUUCGUUUCUGGUCUUAGUGGCUCUCUCGAUGCUGUUUAUAGAUCAUUAUGCACUGGGACUCGAUGAGGAUGACGACGAGGACGACGACGAGGACGAUGAAGGAUUCGCUAUGGUUUGUGUGAAACAGUUAGGCAAAUUUUUCAUAUGACUUUAAGAUUUAGGUUACAUUGCUGGCCAAACUUAGUCUCUUAUAGUAAUAUUAAUACUUUCUCUGCAGUAAUGAUACAAAAGGGUUAGCUGGAUAAUCGCUUACUAAUGAAUAGUUACUGAACACAUCGCGAUUCUACCCCUUUCAUUUUGUGCUGUGAGUUUCCCUUCCACGUAUUUUUCAAUGCGUUCUCUCAUUUAAUUCGCGCAUGUAGCAUUUCAAGUCAAACAAAUAAUUUUAAUCAACGUUCAGUACACUUUUUUCGUGUGUGGAAGCAACAACUUAUUUAUUGUGCAUAACAAACAUCAAUCCAACUAAUUGCAUAAAUCAUAAAACUGCCAAAUGAACUGCAAUCGUCGUCAAAAUUGUCGAAACAUUUCUCCCUUGUCCCUUGUUAAUGCAAAUAACUGAAUAAUUCGACCUCCUGAAAAAAAAUCCAAAACAAAGAAAAAAGCAACAUUGAGAGGGAAGCGGGUUGUUUCAACGAACUUAGAUGAGGGUUGUGGGGUCACAAUGUACUAAAAAUAGGUGACAUCUAACCGGCGGACAGCCUUGUUUUUUAAUGAGAAAGUGAGACUAUCAAAAUGUAAAAACUGAUUUAGUCCAAACUGAAAUUUUGACCUAUUUCUCUUUUGGCAGCUCUAUUUACAAAACUAUCACUACCUUUCACCUGACGAAGACCUUGCCAAUCAAAACACCACAAAAGCAAUCGAGAACUUUCAGAAGUUCUUCGGACUUCAAGUCACCGGUCAUCUGGACGAAGAUACUUUGUACAUGAUGAAGAAACCGCGCUGUGGUGAUCCGGAUGUUAACAUCCGGGGCUUUCGUAUAAAGCGUUACGUAACUAGGGGCAAAUGGAGAAAAAGAAAUUUAACUUAUUACUUAUCUUUCGGAGAUGACAUGAGUCGGGCCGAUCAGUCAAGAAUUUUCGCUGAAGCUUUCAAAUAUUGGAGCGACGCUGCACAAAACCUUACAUUCAACAGAACUCACGAUUACAACAACACUGACUUAAGAAUCAGGUUAGCGAUCUCCUUAGUCUGCAUUCUUUUCUUGUUUCUUUAAAUCAGUCGCUAAUGUAAUUUCAUCCCAAAUUUAAGACUCUAGAUUGUUGAUUUUGCUUCGAAAAAAUAAAAAAUUUGCAUUUACUCUCUUGAUAAAUAUUCAAGCCAUUGAGUGUAAACACACGGAAUUAUUGAUAUUAUAUAUUGAAUAACCGAGAAACUCAUACAUUAUCAUAGAUUAUAUUUCCACUAAAUUUGGAUCAGUAAUGGACGAUUCACAUCCACGAAAUAUAGAUAUUAUGUAGUAUUUAGGCAGAGGUACUGUGCCUCUGACUUUUGUUCAGACCUCCGCGAAAGGUUUUUUCUCGCUGUACUCAAGCAUUUUGACAAAAUGAAUUAAUACAAAUCUUGAUGGAUCAGUAAGCUCAAUAUAAGCGGAAGAAAUUUGACCCACCGUCCACGGUCGGAUUUUAAAAACCUAGGAAUCUUUUUUGGCGUCUUUAGUAUUUUAUCAUCUUUUUAAAUGCUUUCUUACUUCCGGUAUUAUAUGUUUUUGUUUAUUUGUCCUUAUCAUUUCAUUUACUGUUUCAACAUAGCCCACCUUGAUAACAAUUCACUAAAUGAAGUGGUUACCCCGUCUCAAUAUUAUCAAAUGUUAUCAUCAUUAUUUUUAUCACAAUUGUUACUAGUAUUAUAAGUAUUGUUAUAAUUAUCAUUAGCUAAGAAAACGUACAGCCAAGAAAGCAUUUCGUUUUUCCCAACCAGUCACCUGAAUCAACUAUACCCUUUCAUGACAAGAAGUUACUUUUGUCGUCAUCGUCAUUUUCAUUGUGACUGUCGUUGCUGUAAUUAUUAUUUUAUCAUUAUUAUUUUCAUUCUCAGUUUUGGGAAACGGUUGCAUGGUGGUGUCCCGCGUGAAAAGCCAUGCGCUUAUCCAUUCGAUGGACCAGGAGGAAUUAUAGCGCAUGCGUAUUACCCAUCUAGAGGAUUUAUCCAUUUUGACGAUGACGAACAUUUCACCGAGCUUGGUGGAGUUCAAGGCUGGUGGUGGAAUUCAAGGCAAUCCCGCUCUCUGCUUUACACAGCCGUUCAUGAAAUUGGUCAUGCUUUAGGUCUGGCGCACUCUAAUGUUCAAGGUGCCGUAAUGUGGCCACUUGCACGCAAUGGGAGACCUGUUUUGCAUCAAGAUGAUAUUGAUGGGAUCAAUUCAUUGUAUGGUAGGUAUACCCAAAAUUGAAAUUCCUUGUGUGUCCUAGCCUAGGCGCUUUAGAAGAGCCCCUACCCCACUUACCCCUCCCUUUGGACAAAAACUUUCAACUUUUCAAUGGGUUUGCAACCAUAUUGUUAUUCAAUUAGAAUAGGUAGCGUUUCGGUACGAAAAUAUCCAUACGUGUCAUAAAAAUGAAUUAGUUUUGGUUGUGAAUCAUUAUAUUGGAUGCUUAUUUCAUGUGGUGUUCAUGAAAGCUAAGCGAUAUUUCAGAAGAUUAAUGGCAAUUUGUUUCAUAGGACGUUAGAAAAAAGCUUCUUCUAGAUCUCCAGUUUCUAUCUCCCUCUCUCUAAUAAGCCCCGCGUCUAGAAGCCAAAUAGGAGCUUAUUACAGCGGUUACAGUUGUUGGGCAAAUUCAUGACGGGGCUAAAAGAGUUUAAAUGGUGGGAAGAGUGCAGCAAUUUUGGCUAAAGGAUAUACGAGGGUCUCAAUUGGAUCAUGGCCUCUAUGGCUAACAGUUAAAAUCCUUGCCAUGUUAAAGCUGACUGUUAAUUUAGUUCCGUUUAAGUUAAGAGUAAAAUUUUACGGUUAGCUUUUGUACGACUACCAGUUAAAAGUUGUACAGGUUUACUCUCAACAGGCUUAAAUGUUUUGCUGUUUCACAGUUAGUAGUUAGCCCCAUUAGACUCUUAUAAAUGCUUCCCGUGCACACAACGGAACCCUUGAUCUAUGAAAUCUCUUGCCAGCAAUAAAAGUCACUGAUUCCUUGCGCAUCCUAUGUAAAAUUCAGUUUUUCAGGUUUCUGUUGCUGAUACUUAAUGAAUCAUUUCGUAAUAUUUAACUCCGUAAGACUCCCACUAAUAUUACUAAAACAGAAUUAAUGCGGAUUUCAGGAAACCCCAAGAGAACGCAGACAGAUAAGGAAGAAGUAGAAACUUGAAGUAAAGGAAAAACAAGAAAAUAUUCCAAAUGUCCUUUCAACAUGGUAUCAAGAUGGCAUUAUUAUUGAAACAGUCCCAAUCUUAUACAGAUCUAUAAAAUAUAUUUCUGUUUUCAAAAGCAAGAGUUUUAAGUCCUAUUUGAAUAUUUAUCGAGCGAACACAAGACAGAAGUAUUCAAUGUGAUCAAAAGGAAUCUUUAUGAACCAGCUGUAAUUUUGCAUGAGCGGGUUCAAAAUAUUAUUCUGUACACUAUUUGUUUUUGAUAACCUGUCGAAGUCUAGUACUUGCCUACUCUCGCAGGCUUUCAAAUGGUCUUCUUUUUCAAAAUGAACGACCAAGAAAUAUUCAAAUACCACCGAAAAUAAGAUAAAUUAAGAGAAAUACAGCUCGCUUUGGGAAGAAUAUUAGUUUGGAUGUAUAUUAACGAUUGUUAAACCACUUUCUGUUUAAAGACGUGCUCUUUACCAAACAGCCCCUGCGUAGAUAAUGUACUGUUAAAAUGUCCGCAACAGAGUCCCAAGAUCUAAUAUACAAAGAAAAUAUUAAAAGACGUUACUAUAUUUCUCUAUAAGAUGUAUCCUUACUAGUAUGGCAGGAGUUUGCAAUAAACUGUAAACCAAAGUUGAACUUUAAAAUAAAUCUCAAUUUCAUGACUACGAGAUCUUUCGAUCACCGAUGAUUGAUUAGUGAUCGUAUGGUCUUGCACAAAUUGGAAAUGUACAGAAAAGAUCUUGACAAAAGCGUGACUAAAUCUGUACAUUCAUUUUCCUCUCUUUUCAAAGGGCAGCUACUGUACCUCUAGGUCAAAUGAAAAUGUCUAAAAGGUUAGGAAGUGGGUAAUAAGAAAUUUCUUUAGCUGGGGUGCUUCAUGUUUAAUUUUGUUUAUCUACAUAACUAAAAUGGUCCAAAUAUUGUGGUUUCCUAACGUGGGUUUAAUACAGUAUUUUAAAUUAAAUUUUGUUGUGUGCACUUUUACUGAUGUGAGCCAAAGUAACGAAGGAAUGAUGUAAUGUCGAUGGUUUUUUGUGCGUUGAUAGGAUUCUUCUCGCUUUAAGUCCAGUACAUCCAACUGCCCGAUUACAUUAAUAAUACUUUCGUGACUAUUGGAAGUCGAAUGAGUGCUAAAGAAGUACCUGAAAACCUCGUUCAAUAUAUCAAAUCAUAUUACCGGUUGUUCCUCUACUCGGAAAAAGAGCUAAGCUUCGUCAGAAUGCCGUGGUUUGAUUGACACUCAAAAAAACUGUCUACAAAACCGUUCUCAUACAAGCAAUAAUCUUACGGGAUCGUUCUUGAGCUAAGCUUUGGAGGAUCUCUACGAGAGCCUUUUCAAACCCUUUUAUCACAGCUAUUUGGCCAUAGCCAAAAUUUUUGGAUUAAAUAAAUGUGGUUAGAGCAAUCUUUCGAAGUGGCACUGUGAGAAUUUCUGAAACGUGACCCCACGAACCUCAAUGUUAAUAUUGUUUGGUAACUUAAAUCUCGGUUGGAAACAUUUGUUCAAAUAUUUCAAAUGUUUUGUGGGGGUUUCUUGAGAUUUCGGUGCUUUAACAUGACAGAAGAAGCGAAUUUGAGCUCCACAAUCAGUCUCUCUCAUUACACCAGAUGCAUAAAGCUUUCAACAUCUCAGAAUUAAAUUAUGCUGUAGUUAAGGAAAGCGAUCUUAAAGAUCUAAAGGCAGUGCCAAGAAUCUAGCUUGGGUGUGGCUAAGGGAGGAAUUUGUUUAGGAGCAACAGCGCGGUUCCCGAAAGGAACGUAAACUUCCUGAUUGUUAUACAACAACAGAAAUUGCAUCGGCAAUCCGAAAUCGAGAGCCUGCCUCUUAUAUUUCACUCAUACAACGGCCGUCAACCACCUGCUUAAAACAUCAUUCUUAACUAAACAAUCACUAUACAUUCUAUUAUAAGAAUUCCUGCGACAUGAUCCUACGAAUGAGGAAGUAAUGAUAACUUAGUUAAGUUCUUCCUACUCCCACACCAUCUGAACAAAAGAUUUUCAUUGGAAUAAACACGAGACAAACAUGAAUCGUGUUUGAAAAAGUUUUACCUUACUUGUAACUAAAGGCGGCAAGUUGAACUUUUCUAUCAUCUUCAUUGCCUCAGAAAGUUUUCAACAGCAAUUUGUCUGUUCAUCUAGUUUGGUCAGAUCGAAAGAGUUAUUUAUGACCGACAAGCUUUAAAAAAAUCCUCACUAAAUCCUAACACUCUAGAAACAACGAUAAGAGGUUUCUAUCUCCAACUUACUACGCUUGUAUAUGCCUUUUGACAAACUUGUAUGGCAAAGUCGCUCAAACUCUCAGUAUCCGAGUAACUUAUUGGUUGAAUAGUCAUCCUAAGUAGAGUAGUAAGCUAUUAAAAAAACAGUUGAUGGCUGUAAUUUGAAAACAUUGACCUUUGUAUCAAAUUCUACUUAAUUCGAUUCGUUUAAAUCGGUCAAUAUUUUGAAACCAUCUCAGCGUUGCAAUUUCUGUAAUAGCACUGAGGCCGGGUUCUCUCACUUUUGAAAAAAAUAUUGGCGUUUUACGCCCUUACUAACGAUGUAGAGAUCUUGUGUACAAUGUGAUUCAGAAUAUUUCUAUUGUUUAAUACGAUACAUUCCAGCAAAAGUCAUUUCAAGUGUAACUGCGGGAGUCACCAGAUACCUUGCAGUGUAACGGAGAUUGAAAAACAAAUGAGCGGAAUAUCUUCGCUGUACACAUGUGCAAACAGUUUUCCCAGUUAUCAUAUAUCUGUUGUCUUGUAAUUUUUAUUUAAAGCAGCCUAUCAUUGGCAGAAAGGUGCAUUUUCUCAUGCUAAGAAGCUAAACAGGUAAACCAUGUUGGUCUCAUUUCUGCUAGUUUCCCUACUGUUUGCUGUAAAAAUCGUCUGCUAUGAGUAGUUUCACGAAUUUAAAGAGGACAAAUCUUUCGCCGAGGUAAGUGUAAAGGCCUUUUGACUGUUGUGUGUUUUGUCGCUUUGAAUAGGAAAAUAGUUGGUAUAGGCAGGAGGUCAGGAAAACCGGUAAAAUUCAAUAUGAAAUAAAGGUGCAGCAGUUUAUGUCAGGAGCCUCCUGAUCUGGCACAAUCUUUUGUUAACACAAACAACUGAAUAUAUCGAUGUGUAGUCUCUAUCUAGUGCUUCAGAUUUCACUUGAAUUGAACUCUAGACCAAGCAUUUCUUUCUGUUUAAUCAUUUUCCCGCUUAAUUUCAAGGCUUCUUUUCACAAAUAGCGCUCAAGCAAACUUGUAUAAUAACAGGUGAACACACCAUCAAGGUGCCUUUAACUCAACGGUCAAUUUUUUCGCAUCAAUAGAGCUACCUAAGGAAGUAGCACUACAUAUCACCAGCUAGAUCAGGGAACCAGGACCUGAACAAAGCAAUAAAAAACUUCCAGAAGUUUUUCCAUUUGUCACAAACGGGAGAACUGGACGAAGACACUCUAUACCUGAUGAGAAAACCACGAUGUGGAAUACCCGAUGUCGACGAAGAUGGACGCGUCAAGCGUUUCACCACGCAAGGAAAAUGGUCUAAGACAAGUUUAACAUAUUAUAUAGAGUACAGUAACGAUAUGUCUGAGUCCAUUCAGCCACGUAUUAUCGAGGAGGCCUUAGACAAAUGGGUUGGUGCUGCUUCAAGUCUUCAGUUUACAUGGACAAAUGACUACGACAAUGCCGAUAUAAGGAUAAGGCUGGACUGCUUUGUAUUCUAACGAUAAUAUUAAUAGUAAUAAUAAUAUUAAAGAUGAUAUUAGUCAUAUUGAUAUUGAUGAAGGAAUGAGCCGUUGCGAAUACCUAGCUAAGGGCUGAUACCGUCAUAUUUUAGCUGAAGUAACCUUUUUCCUCGCUGAAGUAAUAUUUUUCCCUCAAAGCUUUGGAUCCAAAUCUCCUGCUGGCGUCACUAAUGAGCAAGACUGUAAUUUCGAUUUCGACGGAGAGGGAGGAACCGUUGCACAUGCGUAUUACCCUGAAGACGGAAGAGUCCAUUUUGAUAACGAUGAAAGGUACACCUAUAUUGGUAGUACCAGUGAGUCGUGGUGGUCGGCGCAGAUUUUAGAAAGCCUGAGCUACGUUGCUUUGCACGAGUUCGGUCAUACCUUAGGACUGAGUCACUCUAACAAUGACGACGCCAUCAUGUGGCCCUUUAUUGGCACAAGAAAUCCCGGCUUACAUUCGGAAGACAUCAACCGCAUACAGUCGCUUUAUGGUGAGCAAAUGUCAGAUAUAAGAAACAUUCUAUUAUGAAACCUUCAAAUCUGAGAAGACUACAGAUUAAGAAAACUCUAAUGAACAAAAAAGUUAUCACGUUGCCACGAUCACAUCUAAUAUGAGAUAAUUGCAGCAUUUCUAUUCAAUUUUUAGACCAAUUUAAUCUACCAAAGCUACAAGGAGUUCUUAAAAGGAAUUAACUGAAAUCUCUAUAUCUGAUUCGUUGUUUUCCGGUAAACCCACUUUUGCUCCACCAAAAUCUGAAACACAACCAUGAGGAAUAUUUUUGAUAUCUAUGUAUUUGGAUUUUUGUUAUUUAGCUGAUCAGUUGUCUAUGGCUAUUGUUUAUUUUAGGAUCGUGAAGAAACGCAAAUAGCCGAUCGACAGAUGUAUUAAUCAUUGACGAAUGGAAAACGAGGGAUCUUGAUUAUAGUGAUUGUGAGAAAACCAGGUGUUGGGAUAUCAUAGUUCUAAACACAUGGAAUAAGGCUAAUAAAGAUCAAGGUUGAAAUGUGAGGUUUCUGUUUGGUAGUGGCUUGCUUUUCUAAGAAUAGAUUUUGACUGAGGAAUUUUAAUCCUUAUUCGCUUUGAUGGGUCGUUUCAGUUCAAAAUCAAUAUUUCCAUCUAGAAAGCACAAACCUUUCUUCUAAUGGAGGAACUGUACGAUUGAUAAUCAACAAGCGAGGACCAGAUGUACUCGAUAGAGAUUGCAAAUUUGCAUUUAUUCAUCACCGUACAAUUUUCUGCAUUCUUCGAAGAUUUUUUAAGCUUUUUAAAGAUAAAUAUUCGGCUGUGGCAAGCUAUGUAACCCAUUUGUUUGUCAUAGCCACAUUCUGCUCAUCAGUUUUAAGAUUAACAUGGCAGUAUGUUGAACUAGUAUUGUCGUCUUCUAAGUAAUGAAAGCUCCUUUUGAGUUCAUCCAUUUUGUUUCUUAUAGAUGGUUGAUGAAAGCCAGAUGAAAAUAUUUUCUGCUGACAACUUACUAUCGAAGGAAAAUGCGAAAAUCCGUUUUCGAUUUUGCCAUGGCAAAGGGAACAUGCACCCACCUUCAACUCAUUUCUUUCUCGCAAAAUUAGACCUUCUUUCUUUUUUUUUUCCUCUUCUACUUUUCCUUCUCCAAUGAUUAUUGUGGAAAGAAAGAGAGAAACAGAGUGUUGAAACGAUUUCAAGGGGCUGCAAUAUUCAAUAUAAAAUGACAUUUCUUUUGCUUCUUGUACAAUCCUGCGCUGCGUGACAUUAACAGUUGAACAAUUGCUUGAGUUACUCUGAAUGCAAUGCUUAUUGCUUAUUAGAGUUAUUGCUUAAUGGUGAAUCAAUUAGAAUGUAAGAUAAUGAAAUAGUAUCCACUAAUUAGCACUUAAUCGUUUGAUUUUAAUAAAACUUGUGAAUCGCUGAUAAGGUGGAACAUGUCGCCAAAACGGAUGAAAUACUGGUAUACUAGAAUGAAAAGAUUAGUUUUACCUUUUUCAGGACGAACUUUACAUUCUCGUCACAUUCGCGUCAAAUAAAACCCUUAAUGUUUGACCCUUCAGUUCUCUUUGCCUUCUUUUCAUUCAUCGUAGUCAAAUAUUAACGAUAUAAGGAAGGUAGAAGAGAUAAAAUGAAUUUUGGCCAUGUGAAGGUUACUGAUCUGUGAACAAUUAAUGAAUGGUUCAGGUUUGAUUAUUCUUUUUUUAUUUAUUGGGCUUAUAGAUUAUGACAGUAAUGAUAACAAUUAAUUAUUUUCACUGCAUGUCUUCUCCCAAAACCUUAUUUUUCUGGGUGUUUACAAACAAUUUCCAACAUUGAGAUACGCGACGAUGGCGGUCGGACACGUUUGGAAGAGCUCCGUGUACAUUAUUCUUUUAACUUUGUUUUGCGUCAUUGCUCCCUGGAAAGCUGAUUUCCAGUCAUUCUUAAACCUUUCAUUUUCCCUAAGCUAUAGUCUGAGAAGGCUGGUAGUCCAAGAAUCCACAGAAAAAUGUUUAUCAAGCCGCUCUGUGGCCGAUGGCUUGGUAAGACGCCAUAUUGGAAUCCACCUUAUCAAGCGUGUAAGAUUUACUCAUUGCAGGGUAAACUAUUACAACAACUGUGACGCCAGUUUUAAUCUGGAGUUUUUCAGCUUAUGUGGUGACAUCCCAACCCCGGACCCACUGCAGGAAAAACCGCAAGCAAGUUUUCCGUUUGUGGACGUGCCGUGGCUAAGAAUCAAGUAGCGAUUACUUGUGAUAGUUGUUGCCAACAGACUCACUUAAAGUGCGGUGGGAUAACUGCGAAACGCGACAAACAGCUUCUGUCUUGCUCAAAUCAUUGCUACUACUGUCCCACUUCUAAAGGAAAUUUGUCACAACAGCUACCUUUCGAAUGUUGAUAAUAUAAACGAACAAGAUCCAGCUAAUGACAACCCUCUUCAAAAUAUGGGCUCCCACGGAGAACCAACUAUCAAGUUUCCACGGAAAACCAACAAGAAAGAAUGUAUAGUUGCUCUUCUAAAUGUAAAUAGUCUUCCUAGCAAGUUUAUUGCAAUCAAGGAAUGGCUUGUUGAUGGUGUUUUUGACAUUCUCUGCAUUCAAGAAACGAAAAUUAACAGCACUUUCUCUAAUUCUCAGUUCCAUGUAAAUGGGUACAAUAUCUUCAGACGAGAUAGAAAGAAAGGCGGUGGUGGCGUCAUAAUCUUUGUACGUGAAAGCAUCAUAGCAAUGCCCAUCAAGAUGAUAUGUAAAUUUAUGGAAGCAAUACUACUAGACUUAACUAUCGGUCAAACUCGAUUCGCACUGAUAGCAGCAUACAAGCCCCCUUUAUUUUCGACAUGUACAGUCUAUUGAAUAAAGCUACUUCGCAGAGCGACAGCAUUAUCUGUUUGGGGGAUUUGAAUUGUGACUUAGUUAUCCUUUGGAUAAUAAUAAUAAAGGGAGAAGUCUGCUGGACAUUUGUGACAUUUAUGAUCUGUAUUCUUUAAAUAAUUCACUCACAAGAACAUCUUCUCAGCAUUCUUCGUGCUUAGAUGAUAUCCUGACGAAUGUUCCACGUUAUUUCAGGGAAUCAGGAAUUUUGAAGGUUGGCCUCAGUGAUCAUUGUCUAUUUUAUACAGUUCUAAAUAAGAAAUUACCGCAACCUAAAGCCGAAAUUAUCCGGGUGCGCUCUUUCAAGAAUUUUGAUGAAGGCUCUUUUUGUGGCGACCUGAGUUUGGUUCCUUUAUCGACGGCUUACGUCUUCGAUGAUCCUGAAGAUGUAUAUUGGGCUUGGGAAAAAUUUUUUUGUUGAAGUUCUGGAUGACCAUGCUCCAGUUAAAUCGUUUCGACGAAGACAUCGCGACCAAUUUCAAUUUAUUUAUAAACCCUGAAUUACAGGAAGUGAUGAGAGAACGUAAUCGUAGUAAAAGGCAAUUCAACAAGUCCAGAAAGCCUGAAGACUGGGAAAAAUAUCGCCAACUAAGAAACAGAGCUGUUAGCAUGACAAGAAAAAGAGUAAGAGAUCACUUUUCCAGAAUCUGAAAUGAUAAACAUCCAGAUCAAAAGAAGUUUUGGGACAUAAUAAGACCGUAUAUCUCAUCCAGGAAAAAGCAGUCUCUCCUCAACGAGCGUAUUGUUUUGAAAGACGAUGCUGGUGUCAUCAGAGAACAAAAGAAAGUCGCCGAAGUUCUGGCAGAAUAUUUUUCAAGUUCUCAGCACCCUGAUCUCAAUCAAUUGCCUCCAAAGUGAUACCAAACAAUAAAAGCUCAUCAAUCCCGCUCCUUCACCUCAACAAACACAAGCCCUGCUGAAGUGAAGAGAAUUAUGAAGAAUAUUAAGACAAACAAAACUACUGGACAUGAUCAAAUACCAGCUCGAGCCGCCAAAGAAUCCGCUGAAAUUCUGUGUCAACCUUUCAGCUGUUUAGUGAAUUUUCUUUUUGAAAGGGGAAAAGUGCCUUCGAGUUGGAAACUAGGUGAAAUUGUCCCGGUCCACAAGAAAGACUGUCCGUUAACAAAGACAAACCAUCGCCCUAUAACAAUCCUGCCGGUCUUAACCAAAGUUUUUGAAAAAUAAAAAAAGAUAAAAAAUAAAAAUAAGUUAAUCACGUACGAGACGUUGCUAAAACAACUAAACCUGUUGUCUCCAUUUAAUCAAAGAAUUGUUAAUCCAAAGUAAAUACAACCACCGACCACCUAUGGUCUCAAAUCGUGACGUUAUACUGCAGCUAAGAUUUGGAACACUCUUCCGGAUCAGUUUCGUGCCGCUGAUAAGAUCGGAACAUUUAAGAACUUGAUGUCUAUGUUGGAUUUCUCAAAUUUUACAUUUUAAUCGUGAUCUACACUUAGUUUUAAUAAUUUUUUAAUUGUAUAAAUAUCUUUUUAUAUAGGUUUUUAUAAGAAAUCUUCUCUUUCUAUUAUUAUUUCUAGUUUAUUUAUUUACUUUUCGUGGCAUGUCUGUAAGGUAGCUAAUUAGCUAAGAACAUUUGAUCACGUUAAAUAAAGCUUAUUGUUAUAUUGUUAUUCAAGUGUAGCAAGACACAAGACCGGGCUUAAAACUAUUUGUAUUUAAGCUCAUACACUAAUUGUUUGUGUCACGUUUAAAGAUUUUCUUUUAGGUCUCCAUCAUUCCAGGUCUUAAAUUGGUUCAGUGUCAAACAAACAAAACCAUCAUUUAUGCAUUUUUCCAUAUUUCUUGACAGUUCUUUUAUAUAAAUUUCUAGUGAACGUGAGAUCAGUUAACCAAUGGGUGUAUUAAUAUCUUUAUCCACUUUUCAGCUCCCAAUUUAAUAUUUUUAUCAAUUUUGAACUAAUACCGAUUCAAUUAAUUAGUUCAUCUAGUGUGGUCAGAUCGAAAGAGUUAUUUAUGACUAAAAAGCUUCCAAAAAAUCUUCAUUAAGUCCUAACACUCAAGAAAUAACCAUAGGAGGUGUUUGGCAGAUGAUUGUUCGUUGAAUUGCAAGAGAAGAGGAAACGUUUGAGGAAAAUAAAUUUGUGCCAUUAUGGCACUUCUUAGAUUCGUUUCUAUCCUCAAUUGACUAAGCUGUUGUAUGCCUUUUGACAAACUUGUAUGGCAAAGUCGCUCAAACUCUCAGUAUCCGAGUAACUCAUUGGUUGAAUAGUCAUCCCGAGUGGAGUAGUAAGUUAUUCAAAAGACAGAUGAUAGCUAAAAUUUGAAAACAUUGAUCUUUGUAUCAAAUUCUACUUAAUUCGAUUCGUUUAAAUCGGCCAACGUUUUGAAACCAUCUCAACGCUGCAAUUUUUAUAACAGCUCUGAGAGAGGGUUCUCUCCCUUUUGAAAAAAGAUAUCAGCGUUUUACGCGCUUACUAACGCUGUAGAAAUCUUGAGUACAAUUUGAUUCAGUAUAUUUCUAUUAUUUAUACGAUACACGCCAGCAAAAGUCAUUUCGAGUGCAACUGCAGAUUCACUGGAUACCUUGCAGUGUAACGGAGAUUGAAAAACAAAUGACCAGAAUAUUCUUCGCUGUACACCUGUGCAAACAGUUUUCCCAGUUAUCAUAUUAUUAUUACGAUCAAUAAUAAAAAUAAAUUAUUUUCACUGCAUGUCUUCUCCCAAAACCUUAUUUUUCUGGGUGUUUACAAACAAUUUCUAACAUUCGAGUGUAGCAAGACACAAAACCGGACUUAAAACUAUCUGUAUUUAAGCUCAUGCACUAAUUGUUUGUAUCACGUUUAAAGAUUUUCUUUUAGGUUUCCAUCAUCCCAGGUCUUAAAUUGGUUCAGUGUCAAACAAACAAAACGGUCAUUUAUGCAUUUUUCCACAUUUCGCGGCAGUGCUUUUAUAAAAAUUUCCAGUGAACGUGAGAUCACUUAACCAAUAGGUGUAUGAAUAUCUUUAUCCACUUUUCAAAUCUCAAUUUAAUAUUUUAUCAAUUUUAAACUAAUACCGAUUCAUUUAGGAUUUUUAGAAAAAAGCAUAAACAGAAAAUAUACCCAAGAACCAGCUAUCCCAAUAGUCACUAUGGUGCUGUCAAAAGAAAUAGUCAUGAACUGUUAAUGUGUUAACAUACAGAUACAGUUUUUUCCAGAUAUUUUUUACGUUUUGACUUAACAAAACGCUCUUUGAUUGAAAAAAGAGAAGAAAAAAAACUUGAUCACAAGAUAUCAUGUAUAAAUAAAUGAUGAUCCAAGAUUGUUGUGGUUUCAUCUUCUAAAAUGGCAGGAACAUAUAAAUGUGAAUAGAGCAAACUUUCGAAGUAGCAUUGUGAGAAUUUCUGAAACGUGACCCCACGAACCUCGAUGUUAAGACUGUUGGUCACUUUAAUCUCUGUUGGAAACUUUUGUUCAAAUAUUUCAAUGUUUUAAUGAUGCUAUAGCAUAGCUGAAGAAGCGAAAUUGAGCUCCACAAUCAGUCUCUCUCGUUACACCAGAUGCAUAAAACUUUCAACAUUUCAGAAUUAAAUGGUAGAGUGAAAAAUUGUUACGUGACUAGCUGGUGGUAUAGAAACGCAAUUUAGGCUUUUAAACUUCUUAGGGUUAACCGAUGGCAGUAAAACGGGAGAAAGAUGUAGCCGUUAGGCGUAAAAAAAGUUAACCGUAAAAAUUAUUUGUUUUGAUCACAAUGGAAAGAAAUUUAAAGUUAGCCAAAAAAUAGCCAAAAUUUGAACCGUUAACGGUAAAAGCCAUCACCCCAUUGAGAUCCUCUAUACUGGGAUAUACCUCUAAAUCGCAAUAGAAUUUUAAGGUGCCUUCGCUGAAGGCAAAAAGUUGCUGUUGCUUUUUGAGCUUUAAUUUGGAAAAAUUUGAAUUUGUGAUUUGAAAACAUUCUAAAUAACAUUAAGUUUUACGAGGACUUUGUUUUCAACUUACAACUUGACGCAAUUUUACUUCCUUCUUUUUGGAAAUACUAUAGUUAAGAAAUCUUACAACAGUGCCGAGAAUCUAGCUUCAGUAUGGCCAAGGGAGGAAUUUGUUAAGGAGCAACAGCGCGAUUCCCGAAAGGAAGGGAAACUUCCUGACCGUUAUACAACAACAGAAAUUGCAUUGGCAAUCCGAAAUCGAGAGCCUGCCUCUUAUAUUUCACUCAUACAACGGCCGUCAACCACCUGCUUAAAACAUCAUUCUUAACUAAACAAUCACUAUACAUUCUAUUAUAAGAAUUCCUGCGACAUGAUCCCACGAAUGAAGGGGUAAUGACAACUUACUUAAGUUCUUCCUACAUCCACACCAUCUGAAAAAAUAUUUUCAUUGGAAUAAACACGAGACAAACAUGAAUCAUGUGUUUGAAAAAGUUUUACCUUACAUGUAACUAAAGGCGGCAAGUUGAACUAUUCUAUCAUUUUUAUUACCUCAUAAAGUUUUCAAUAGCAAUUUGUCUGUUUAUCUAGUGUGGUCAGAUCAAAAGAGUUAUUUAUGACUAAAAAGCUUUAAAAAUUAAAUCUUCAUCAAGUCCUAACACUCUAGAAAUAACCAUUAGAGGUUAUGUGUUUGUUAGAUGAUUGUUCGUCGAAUGACUAGAGAAGAGAAAAACUUUGAGGAAUACAAAUUUGUGCCAUUAUGGCACUUCUUAGAUUCGUUUCUAUCCUCAAUUGACUAAGCUGUUGUAUGCCUUUUGACAAACUUGUAUGGCAAAGUCGCUCAAACUCUCAGUAUCCGAGUAACUUAUCGGUUGAAUAGUCAUCCCAAGUGGAGUAGUAAGUUAUUCAAAAGACAGUUGAUAGCUGUAAUUUGAAAACAUUGACCUUGUAUCAAAUUCUACUUAAUUCGAUUCGUUUAAAUCGGCCAAUAUUUUGAAACCACCUCAACGCUGCAAUUUUUGUAACAGCUCUGAGACAAGGUUCUCUCCCUUUUUAAAAAAGAUAUUAGUGUUUUACGCGCUUACUAACGAUGUAGAAAUCUUGUGUACAAUGUGAUUAAGAAUAUUUCUAUUGUUAAAUACGAUACACACCAGCAAAAGUCAUUUCGAGUGCAACUGCAGGGUCACCGGAUACCUCCUGUUGUUACGAAGAUUGAAAAACAAAUGACUAAAAUAUUCUUCGCUGUACACCUGUGCAAACAGUUUUCCCAGUUAUCAUAUAUCUGUUGCCUUGUAAUUUUUAUUUAAAGCAGCCUAUCAUUGGCAGAAAGGUGCAUUUCGCAUGCUAAGAAGCUGAACAGGUUAACCAUGUUGGUCUCCUUUCUGCUAGUUUCCCUGCUCUUUGCUGGAAAAAUCGUCUGCUAUGAGUCGUUUGACGAGUUUGAGGACGACGAAUCUUUCGCCGAGGCAAGUGUGAAGACUUUUUGACUGUUGUGUGUUUUGUUGCUUUGAAUAGGAAAAUAGUUGGUAUAGGCAGGUGGUCAGGAAAACCGGUAAAAUCAACAUAAAAUAACGGUGCAGCAGUUUAUGUUGGGAGAUUCCCGAUCUGGCACAAUCUUUUGUUCACACACACAAUUGAAUGUAUCGAUGUGUAGUCUCUAUCUAGUGCUUUAGAUUUCACUUGAAUUGAACUCUAGACCACUCAUUCCUUUUUGUUUAAUUAUUUUGCCGCUUACUUUCAAGGCAUCUUCUCAUAACUAGCGCUCAAGCAAACUUGUAUAAUAACAGGUGAACACACUAUCGAGGUGACUUCAACUCAAGUCAAUUUUUUCGCAUCAACAGAGCUACCUAAGGAAGUAUCACUACAUAUCACCAGCUAGAUCAGGAAACCAGGACCUGAACAAAGCAAUAAAAAACUUCCAGAAGUUUUUCCAUUUGUCACAAACGGGAGAACUGGACGAAGACACUCUAUACCUGAUGAGAAAGCCACGAUGUGGAAUGCCCGAUGUCGACGAAGAUGGACGCGUCAAGCGUUUCACCACGCAAGGAAAAUGGUCCAAGACAAGUUUAACAUAUUAUAUGGAGUACGGUAACGAUAUGAGUGAGGCCACUCAGCUUCGUAUCAUCGAGGAAGCUUUAGACAAAUGGGUUGGUGCUGCUUCAAGUCUUAAGUUUACGUGGACAGAUGACUACGACAAUGCCGAUAUAAGGAUAAGGUUGGACCGCUUUGUGUUCUAACGAUAAUUUUAGUGAUAAUAUUAAAGAUGAUAACAAUCAUACUAAUAAUGAUGAACGAAUGAGCCGUUGCGAAUAUCUAUUUGACGGCUGAUACCUUCAUAUUUUCGCUGAAGUAACCUUUUUCCUCGCUAAAGUAAUGUUUUUCCCUAAAAGCUCUGGAUCUAAAUCUCAUGCUGGCGUCACUAAUGAGAAAGACUGUAAUAACGAUUUCGACGGAGAGGGAGGAACCCUUGCGCAUGCGUACUACCCUCAAGACGGAAGGGUCCAUUUUGAUAACGAUGAAAGGUACAGUGAGAAUGGUGGUACCACUGGGUGGUGGUGGUCGGAGAAGGUUUACCAAAGCUUAAGCUAUGUUGCUACGCACGAGUUUGGUCAUACCUUAGGACUGGGUCACUCUGACAAUGACGACGCCGUCAUGUGGCCCUAUGCUGGAACAGGAAAUCCCAGCUUACAUUCGGAUGACAUCAGUGGCAUACAGUCGCUUUAUGGUGAGCAAAUGUCAGAUAUAAGAAACAUUCUAUUAUGA
Molecule: messenger RNA, 16944 nt
Organism: Pocillopora meandrina
Lineage: Eukaryota; Metazoa; Cnidaria; Anthozoa; Scleractinia; Pocilloporidae
Source: the annotation of a GenBank genome assembly